AUGAAGCUCUCAACAUUAUCAGCACUAGCGCUUUCUGCUGCCGUCGUUUCUGCCCGCUUUGUGGAACCACAGGAGAAGGAUCAAGUCGUUAUCAACGCAAGCGGCAACUCGGAAGAGCUGUACCUAAUCGAACUUGCUCCUGGUGAGACAAAAUGGGUGACUGAGGAGGAGAAGUGGGAGUUGCGAAGAGUAUGUCGUCUUCUAUAGACUUUCUUUGUAUGGUAUGAUGUAGGAAGACAUACUAACAAAUAAUCCUCACAGAAUGGCAAACAGUUCAUGGAUAUCACCGAAACACAGGAUCUCGGUUCAUAUAAGAUCUCCUCUUCCAGGAAAGCCCCAUCAUUCCCAAAGAAGCCCGUCUUGCAAGAUAAACUAUCUCCUGUGAUGAAGAAUCUCACCAAAGCAAACAUGGAGAAGAACCUCGAACACUUCACCUCCUUCCACACUCGAUACUACAAGUCGGAUUAUGGGAGACAAUCAUCGGAGUGGCUGUUGAAGCAGGUCCAAGAUAUAGUAAAGAACUCUGGUGCCGAAGAGCAUGGUGCAUUUGUGAAGCAUUUCCCACAUCCUUGGGGGCAGAACAGCGUUAUCGCUACAAUUCCUGGAAAGAAGAACUCGACUGUGGUGAUAGGCGCCCAUCAGGAUAGCAUUAACCUCUUCCUGCCAUCCAUUUUCUCCGCUCCAGGCGCGGACGAUGAUGGAUCAGGAACCGUUACAAUUUUAGAAGCUCUGCGAGUUCUGCUCACUUCCAAGGAUGUGGUUGAGGGUAAUGCGGAAAACACCAUCGAGUUCCAUUGGUAUUCUGCUGAGGAGGGUGGACUUCUUGGUAGUCAAGCAAUCUUUACAGAAUACGAGAAGACUGGACGAGAUAUUAAAGCCAUGUUACAGCAAGAUAUGACUGGAUAUGUACAGGGUACCUUGGAUGCCGGGUUGGAGGAGUCAGUGGGAGUCAUCACUGACUUUGUCGACCCUGCCCUUACAACCUUUAUCAAGACCGUUGUCACAGAGGUAACUCAUUCCAUCAUAUUUUCCCACGAAUCAAACUGACCUUGUUGCCUACAGUACUGCUCGAUCCCUUAUACCGAAACCAAAUGCGGAUAUGCAUGCUCUGAUCAUGCUUCAGCAUCCAAAGCUGGUUAUCCAUCUGCUUUCGUGAUCGAGUCUGCAUUCUCCAACUCGGAUAAGAAGAUUCACACCUCGGAUGAUUUGAUCAAGUACUUGAGUUUUGAUCAUAUGCUUCAGCAUGCUAGACUCACCUUGGGUUUGGUGUAUGAGUUGGCGUUUGCAGAGCUAUGA
Hymenoscyphus albidus is the source of this 1296-nucleotide messenger RNA. The record is from the annotation of a GenBank genome assembly. Lineage: Eukaryota; Fungi; Ascomycota; Leotiomycetes; Helotiales; Helotiaceae.